This is a messenger RNA of Haliotis rufescens (red abalone), 903 nucleotides long. Its product is annotated as calmodulin-4-like. Bases 154 to 603 code for a protein of 149 amino acids. Gene Ontology annotation, molecular function: calcium ion binding. Lineage: Eukaryota; Metazoa; Mollusca; Gastropoda; Lepetellida; Haliotidae. The transcript is spliced from 3 exons. The record is from RefSeq and is a predicted model, not a curated record.
GCAGAUAUGUUGUAUGUCAUGCUUCCGGAAUAUCUCGUGUGGGGCUAUUGUUUCAGUCCAGGAAAAUCAAUCUAUUUUCAGUGAAACUGUAAAUAUAUAGUCAAGCGUAUUGUGUCGAGGCUAACAAUACCACCGUGGCCCCUGGUGUCGACAAUGGCCCACCUGACACAGAGCGAGAGAGAACGUUAUACUAAACUGUUUCUCCGAGUUGACACCAAUGGCGACGGCUGGCUGAACCUUACAGAGUUGUCUGUCCUUUGUGAAGUUCUCGGUUACAAGCUUGAUCAAUCUAAGAUACAGUCCCUGUUCACUUCGUUGGACACAGACAAGAACUUGAAGGUGACCUUGGACGAGUUUCUGGCUGCCAUGCCAAAAAUCGAGCCCAAAGAGAGGAAAUGCGCCAACCUGAGACGCCUCUUCACAUUGGCAGACACAAACAAGGAUGGCCUCUUAUCAGCAGAUGAAUUGUCACGGAUUCUGACGACUGGGGACACGCCACUAGCUGAGGAUAAAGCGAAGCGACUCAUAGCUCGGGUUGACAAAGACGGAGACCAUCAGCUCGACUAUGAGGAGUUCCUGAAACUGAUCGCUCUUAUGUAUUAGACAACUUCAGAAUAUCAAUCAGAAUAUCAACUUCAGAAUAUCUUCACAAUAUCAUAAAUCAUCAUCAUCAACUACAGAGUUGUAUGUAGCUUCUUGCAUUUAAUUGACGACGUCCAUGACACAACUGAUCAACAUAUAAAUUAACACUGGCCUCUUUUAAGUGUUGUAAAGCCAAAAUAUUAUGCUUACAUUUUAGUGAAACACUGUCUUUAGACGUGUGCAUUUGUUUUCGGGUGUUGAAGCAUGAUUUCAUUUUAUUUUAAAACAAAAUAUGGCAAAUAAACAUAUUACAUAAGUUAA